ACUGAGCUACUUUUCAGUCGGCACUCGUUCAGCUUCUCAGCCAGGCGCGUUCAGAGUUUUCUCGGAUUACUACUACCGGUAUAUGUUCGCCUCAAAGUGACGGAUCACUGCUGUUUGAAAGCGGAACGUUGGCGCGUUUGUUGCGGCUUGCCCCACCUGAUACCCAGCCUUGUCACGCCAUAUACCCUGCCUGACUGGAUUCAUUUAGUGGUGGACAAGUGAAACUCCAGUGCUCCGAACUGGCAGUAUCCAAUGUUGAAUAUUAGACCUGCGAAUCCAAAAGAUCUCAUUAAUAUCCAACGAUGCAACCAGCUCUGUUUACCUGAAAACUACCUUGCACAAUUUUGGGCAUUCUCUAUCGUAUCGUGGCCUCAUGCAUCGCUCCUUGCAGAAAACGCAAGCGGAACGGUAGUUGGUUAUGUACUGGCGUCCGUGGAACCUGUUGACGACCAACCCCAUCUUCUAAUCGGACAUAUCAAUUCCCUAGCUGUUCUUCGCCCUUACCGACGCCUUUGGCUCGCGCAGCGGCUCAUGAAUAUCUCUACUGCGUUGUUGAAUGAUGACUUCUCGUAUCUGCAUCUUAUUCCGCACAAUCUGGAUCAUGAAUACACCAAUUUCGGGCGCUGCGUUGGCUCUGAUGCUAUUUCUGCGAGGGUACUCUAUGACAUGCAAGCUCGUGAGAGGUGAGUGGGGAAGUCCGAACGAUGCUGAGAUGGCGGCCACGGCGGAAGAGGCAAAAUAUAAAGCAGAGGAUGAAGGGCACUGUGCAGAUUUAACG
This is a messenger RNA of Pisolithus orientalis, 778 nucleotides long. RefSeq lists its product as uncharacterized. Gene Ontology annotation, cellular component: NatA complex. The transcript has 5 exons. Gene Ontology annotation, biological process: N-terminal peptidyl-glutamic acid acetylation. Bases 253 to 687 code for a protein of 144 amino acids. The record is from RefSeq and is a predicted model, not a curated record. Gene Ontology annotation, molecular function: protein-N-terminal-glutamate acetyltransferase activity; protein N-terminal-serine acetyltransferase activity. Lineage: Eukaryota; Fungi; Basidiomycota; Agaricomycetes; Boletales; Pisolithaceae.